UCCUUCUCCCUCCCACACUCUCCUCUCCUCCAUCGCUCGUUUAUUUGCUCAGAUCUGACCACUUGCUCUGCCAGGCUUUCAAAUCCGCUGCAGGCAGGAUGUCGAUCGUCAGCAUUGUUGCCAGGGAGAUCUUGGACUCCAGGGGGAAUCCAACUGUCGAGGUUGACCUGAAUACGAGCAAAGGUUUAUUCAGGGCUGCUGUUCCCAGUGGUGCUUCGACUGGGAUCUACGAGGCCCUGGAGCUCCGAGAUGGAGACAAAACCCGCUACAAGGGAAAAGGUGUCACAAAGGCCGUGGGACAUAUUAACGACACUCUGGCGCCUGCUCUGAUUGAGUCGGGUAUCAGCGUGUUGGAGCAGGACGCACUGGACAACGUCAUGAUCGAACUGGACGGCACCGAGAACAAAUCUAAGUUUGGAGCCAACGCUAUUCUGGGAGUGUCUCUGGCCAUAUGCAAAGCCGGCGCUGCAGAAAAGGGCGUCCCGUUGUACCGGCAUAUCGCUGACUUGGCAGGAAAUCGAGAACUAGUCCUUCCUGUUCCCGCUUUUAAUGUGAUCAACGGAGGGUCUCACGCUGGGAACAGACUGGCCAUGCAGGAGUUCAUGGUGCUUCCCGUGGGGGCGGAGUCAUUCAGAGACGCUCUUCGGGUAGGGGCGGAGCUGUACCAAACUCUGAGGGGCGUCAUCAAAGAGAAAUAUGGACAAGACGCGACGAAUGUGGGAGACGAGGGCGGAUUUGCCCCGAAUAUACAAGAAAAUAGUGAAGCUUUGGAGCUGAUCAAAACCGCCAUAGAAAAGGCAGGAUUCACAGAUAAAGUGGUGAUCGGGAUGGACGUCGCCGCUUCUGAAUUCUUCAUGGAGGGACAGUACGACCUGGACUUCAAAUCUCCUCCAAACGUGGCGCGAAACAUCAGCGCGGACGAGUUAGCGAGCAUCUACCAGGGCUUCAUCAACAACUACCCAGUUGUUUCUAUUGAAGAUCCAUUUGACCAAGACGACUGGGAGGCUUGGACCAAAUUCACAGCUUCUGUCGGUAUUCAGGUGGUGGGGGACGACCUGACGGUGACAAACCCUCGGAGGAUACAGAAGGCCGUGGAGGACAAAGCCUGUAACUGUUUACUGCUCAAAGUCAAUCAGAUCGGCUCCGUGACUGAAGCCAUCAAAGCGUGUAAACUGGCUCAGGAGAACGGCUGGGGCGUCAUGGUCAGUCAUCGCUCCGGAGAGACAGAGGACACGUUUAUCGCUGAUCUGGUGGUGGGACUCUGCACCGGGCAGAUUAAAACUGGAGCUCCGUGUCGAUCAGAGCGUCUGGCGAAGUACAAUCAACUGAUGAGAAUCGAGGAGGAGUUGGGCGACCAGGCGCGUUUUGCCGGACACAACUUCCGCAACCCCAGUGCCAUCUGAGAGCCGUGAGCAGUGUGUGUUUAGUCUGAUCCCACACACACACACACACACACCGUCGCACGUCGUCAGCACUAAAAAACAGUUAUAUGCAUUUGUGUUGAGUCCGUUUUGCACAGCUUUAAGCAAAAGCCAUGUUUGUAUCUGUUCUUGGCUGAUAUCUGCGUUGUCGUAACUGUGUAAUAAUGAUUUCACCUUAACUGUAGAUGUGUAUAAUUGGGCUUUUUGGGAGAAAUUGUAGAGAUUUUAUUCAGUUUUUCUGUUUUGAAGUGACUCUACGCUCAAACACACGCUGUCAACUUUGAGACGAUCAAGAAAAUACAAGAGUGAAAAUGAAAAUUAACAUCAGUUUGACAGUUUUCUAUCAGCUAAACCCCCUGUGAAAUCUAUAAUAACAGCCCCGCCCACUUCUGCAAUUGAAAGGAGUGACAGAUUUAACCGAAAUAAUGACUUCAAAGGUGAACAGCGAAAGAGAACAGUUAUAAAAUUAAAAAAAUGUGACCUACGUUUGAAGUAAAUACAUUUUUUUGCUGUGUUCAUAGUAGUGCACCUCGUCGUGUCUUCCUCGUUGUCCGACCCGAUGUGAUUCUCAGUGCUGUGCAAAUGAAAAAUGUUUUAUGUGUCAAUAAUGGCUCAGUGGAGCUCAAGUGCAAUAAAAGUUCAAAUGUG
Periophthalmus magnuspinnatus is the source of this 2069-nucleotide messenger RNA. Its product is annotated as gamma-enolase-like. NCBI's taxonomy places the organism in Eukaryota, Metazoa, Chordata, Actinopteri, Gobiiformes, Gobiidae. The transcript has 13 exons. The record is from RefSeq and is a predicted model, not a curated record. Gene Ontology annotation, cellular component: phosphopyruvate hydratase complex. Gene Ontology annotation, biological process: glycolytic process. The coding region runs from base 99 to 1403 and encodes 434 amino acids. Gene Ontology annotation, molecular function: magnesium ion binding; phosphopyruvate hydratase activity.